Bipolaris maydis ATCC 48331 is the source of this 836-nucleotide messenger RNA. RefSeq lists its product as uncharacterized. Gene Ontology annotation, biological process: mitochondrial electron transport, succinate to ubiquinone; tricarboxylic acid cycle. The record is from RefSeq and is a predicted model, not a curated record. Gene Ontology annotation, molecular function: oxidoreductase activity, acting on the CH-CH group of donors; electron transfer activity. Gene Ontology annotation, cellular component: membrane. Lineage: Eukaryota; Fungi; Ascomycota; Dothideomycetes; Pleosporales; Pleosporaceae.
ACGACAUCAUUCACCCCUCAACCACCUCUCGACCGACAGUCAAUUGCUAUCGGGACACACCAUCAUGGCUUCUCAGCGCAUUUUCCAGCUCGGCCUGCGACGCGCAGCUGCGCCAGGCCUGAGGGUGCAGCCUGCGGGACGCAUGGUUCAGCGGAGACUCGCAGCGACCGAGCAUGCCUCCCAGUCCCAAGCUGCUGAGAUCCUGGCAAAGCAGCGCAUCAACCGUCCGGUCUCGCCCCACCUUGCCAUCUACAAGCCCCAAAUCACCUGGAUUGCCUCAGGGCUCAAUCGUAUCACCGGUCUCACUCUGUCUGGCUCUCUUUACCUCUUCGGAAUCGCAUACCUCAUUGCGCCCUACACUGGAUGGCACCUCGAGACACAGUCCAUGGUCGCGGCCGUUGCUGCUUGGCCCGCAGUGGUCAAGGCUGGUGUUAAGACUUUCUUCGCACUUCCCUUCUUCUUCCACUGCCUCAAUGGUGUCAGGCAUUUGGCUUGGGAUAUGGGUGUUGGUUUUAAGAACCAGCAGGUCAUCCGUACUGGCUGGGGUGUUGUUGGAUUGACAGCCAUCUCGACCAUUUAUUACGCUUUCCUGGCAUAAACGAGCAACGGCUGGUUUAGAGCAAGAUUGGUCUUGAAAAGAAAAGUCGAUGAAGAAGUGGGGAUGGUUGGAGUGCGAAAGGCCGUCGGACUCUAGAGGCAUCAAGCAACAAUGGGAACAGGAAUGGGGCACAUUUGGAGCGGUAGUGAGGAAUCCUACAUGUAUUGUGUGUAUUUUGAAUCCAACAUAGCAUGUGCAGCCACAUGCGAACAAGUAUCAAGAGUAUUUCAUUUUGUUU